AUGGUGAUGUUAUUCAAUGGUAUGACAGCCUUGAGUCCAGCCAUGGAAUUCCAACCUGGAAUGAGCCUCAAUCUUGAGAUUCGUCGUGAAGUAAAGGUGUCUAGACCCCGAAAAAUAAGAGCAGCAACCUCUCUUGCUCAAAUGCAUGAGGAAAAAAUCAAUGAUGGUCAUCAACAUGCUAAGCCCAUAAAUAAGUUUCCAUCUGAGCCGAGUGCUGCUUGUUCUCGAAAUACACCAAAGCGGCUUUCUGAAGCAUAG
Molecule: messenger RNA, 258 nt
Organism: Prunus armeniaca (apricot)
Lineage: Eukaryota; Viridiplantae; Streptophyta; Magnoliopsida; Rosales; Rosaceae
Source: the annotation of a GenBank genome assembly